UGGUUUUUUUUUUUUUUGUUGUUGUUUUUUUUUCAUUUUUUUUUUUUUUUUUUCUCAUUUUUUCGAAUCCUCGACUCGCGCAGAGUGAAAAUAGUGAAAAUGUUUACGAACAUGUCUUCGGAUACUCUUGGCUUGAAUUCUUCCCACUAUCCAAGUGCAGUCACCGAAUCUACACUCUUGGAGGGAUCCUCAGAUAAUGAAUAUGGAAACGCGACGGUGAUGCCUUACAUGUUGCCGGCUUACAUAAGGACGACAUCCAUGAUAGUCUGCAUCCUUGUCAUGGUGCUGGGUGUCGUCGGUAAUCUCAUGGUUCCGCUGGUCGUCUUCCGAGGCAAGGAUAUGAGAAACAGCACGAACAUAUUCCUCGUCAACCUGAGUGUCGCUGAUCUCUGCGUGCUUCUCGUCUGCGCUCCGACAGUCCUCGUGGAAGUCAACUCCAGGCCGGAAAUUUGGGCGCUGGGCGAACACAUGUGUAAAGCUGUUCCGUUUGUGGAGUUGACUGUGGCUCACGCCUCGGUCCUGACUAUUUUGGCCAUCAGUUUUGAGCGUUACUACGCAAUAUGCGAACCACUGAGAGCUGGGUACGUCUGUACAAAAGCCAGAGCUACUUGUCUGUGUUUCUUAGCAUGGGCAGCGGCAGCUCUUUGUACAAGUCCGAGUAUCCUGAUGUCCGAAUACCAGAUGGAGAUCUACACUGACGGAUCGCUGGUUCCGGUGUGCUUUAUACAAACUAACGAGGCCUGGAGGAGCGCGUUCUUCAUAACAACGAUAGUGAUAUUCUUCUUCCUGCCGCUUUUCAUCCUCGUUAUCUUGUACACUAUAAUAGCGAGACACCUGAUGGCUAACCCAACGAUAAGUCGAGGUCCUGCCAACAACUUGCUGAAGUAUCGAAAGCAGGUCGUCUUCAUGCUGGGAACCGUCGUUGUCAGCUUCUUCGUAUGCCUCCUGCCCUUCAAGGCCUUCACACUCUGGGUGAUCUGCGGCUCCCAGGACUCGAUGAUCGGCCUCGGGAUCGACGGCUACUACGGGGUCCUUUACUUCAGCAGGGUGAUGCUGUACCUGAACUCGGCCGUCAAUCCGAUCCUCUACAAUCUUAUGUCGACGAAAUUUCGCGAAGGAUUUUUCAGGCUCUGUGGCGUUGGCGUGAAGAAGAAGGCUCCUGGCAGAACGGGCACUUAUACAACAGGAUCAACUAACUGCAGUUCCAAUCAUUCGGACUUCUGGCGGAGGCACAGCAGCAAUAAAAGCUGCAGCGUCAAGGCGCCGAAUAAUCCCGUUGAAAAACAGCUCAAACUUCCGCUUCUCUCUUCCGUUGCCGAUGGCAUAAUCAGGAAAAAACAGGAGAGUUAUGUACUGAAUCAGAAGUCGAGAGAUUGAUUUAUGGAGAGUUAAUAUGAAACUGUCACUGGCCAAAAUUCUACUUCUUACCUGUAGAGAAUAAUUCAGAACCAAACACAAAGGAAUAAUUCACGUUGUUUCUCACUUUCAUCUAGUCAGCUCUGAGCUAUUAGCACAAAGCCAUUGUUUAUAUAAUGUAUUAUAAUAUUAUAUUCAAUUCGAGACUGCACGCACUCAUGCUCAUUAUAUAUUCUGUGUUUAUAACAGAGUUUUAUUGUUGUAAUAAUUAUUAACGAGUGUGUAUCCCCACUAUCAGUUUAAGAUAAAUUUUGUAUGUUUAAAGUACGUUACAUCAUGUGACAGGUUAAUUGUCUAUAUGUAUAGUGAACAGUGUAAGUUUGAUUUAAGACUAAUUAAGAAGUGAUUAAUAUUAAUUGUCGAGGUAAUUAAUAUAAUUGAAAUACGACUUACCUGUGAAUAUGAAUAACGAGAAGGAUCAAACGACGAGGGCCUCCGAUUGAUUGUAAUAUAAUUAUCAAGAACAAAGGUAUAAAUUGCUCAUUAAGAAGCAAUAAGAAUUGAUUUAAUUGUUUCAAACCGUUCGCCAAAUAUUUCGAAUCGUUUCACAACGAUAUCAGACAUGGAGCAUGUAUCGAGGAUUUUGCAAAGAACUCCAUAGGAAAGGAUUCAUGCGAUAUCCAGGAUGUCUGUUAUCGUUCAUGAUCAGCAGUUUAUGAGUUUAAUUGAGAUUCAGACAGACGUUCAUACCGAAUAAGAAAAGAUUAUUUCUCAACAAGGCUGUUGUGAUAAUCCCAUAAUUACGCGAUUCAUAAACAAGGUUUUAAUACAAUUGACAGAUAUUUAUGUUACUAUAACAAAUGAUUUUGUCGACAUGUUGUAAACCGAUUUUUAAGUAACGGUUUCUUUUUCAACUAAAUAUGAUUAUGAUUGAAUGUAAAUACAUAUACACCUCCCGAUGCACACUAUAUAUAUAAUUACAUUAUGUAUAGGAAAUAUAUAUCAU
This is a messenger RNA of Diprion similis, 2362 nucleotides long. Its product is annotated as growth hormone secretagogue receptor type 1-like. Gene Ontology annotation, biological process: G protein-coupled receptor signaling pathway. The transcript is spliced from 8 exons. Gene Ontology annotation, molecular function: G protein-coupled receptor activity. Lineage: Eukaryota; Metazoa; Arthropoda; Insecta; Hymenoptera; Diprionidae. Bases 100 to 1377 code for a protein of 425 amino acids. Gene Ontology annotation, cellular component: plasma membrane. The record is from RefSeq and is a predicted model, not a curated record.